Medioppia subpectinata is the source of this 921-nucleotide messenger RNA. The record is from the annotation of a GenBank genome assembly. NCBI's taxonomy places the organism in Eukaryota, Metazoa, Arthropoda, Arachnida, Sarcoptiformes, Oppiidae.
ACAGACUGUUUGCAGGCAUUGAAUUCCUCGUCAUAUGAUUACAUCGGUUGGUCAGUCUCUUCAUACUUUCACGGUCGAGUAUUGGACAGAAAUCAAAGACAUCAGAGCAAAGAAGUGAAGAUUGAGCUGUCAUUUCAUUUAUGCAUUGUUUGGACCAUAAUAUGCAUUACAUUAAUCAAAGGCUUUCACAAUACCGGCAAAGUGUUGGUCAUAUCGGCGAUCAUUCCUAUUGUUCUCUACUCUUUGGUUGUCUUGCGUUUUAUGGAGCAAUGGGGCGAUGGAGUGAGCGAUAUAUUCCAGACCACUGGACAACCCUUCCUCUUGGACUCAAUGUCGUGGCUAAUGGCCAGUCGGGAAGCGUUCAUAGUGUGGGUGGCCUUCAGUGCCAUAGCUCUGAACAUUCAGAGUCACAACCGGUCGAGUCAUAACAUAAUCAAACAAAUUCUUGUGCUCUUCUUUCUGGUGACGAUUAUUCUUGUGAUGAGUGCGUGUUUUUUUGCCGCCUGUAUGCGGACACUGAAGAGCAAAGGGUUGACUUACAUCCCGUCCUCCUAUGAAGAGAUAACAUCCAUAAACUUUUUGCGUGAGACGAGUGACACGAAUAGUCCGGUGACAGCGAACGACGUGAAGAUCAUUUCGGCGUCGAAUCUGUUUUUAGGCGAGAAUUUGGUCUCGUUUUCGGAACUCACGUCUCAUUUAAGUCAUUAUCAAGUGAUGAGAUUCGCGACAGAAGUGUUUCCGGCGGCCCUUUCCAUAGAGGGCUCCCGUAAUAUCAGUUCAAUUUGGGCCGUUUUCUUCUACCUGUCGGCCAUUAUGUUCACAUUGGGUCACCUGAUUGUCAUCUGGGGUUCAGUCACCGACUCUAUCAUCUCAAUUAUGCCCACUUUCUUCAAACUCUGGCGACCGAUCCUCACGUUUGUC